This is a messenger RNA of Letharia lupina, 1098 nucleotides long. RefSeq lists its product as uncharacterized. Gene Ontology annotation, molecular function: antiporter activity. The transcript has 4 exons. The coding region runs from base 1 to 1098 and encodes 365 amino acids. The record is from RefSeq and is a predicted model, not a curated record. Lineage: Eukaryota; Fungi; Ascomycota; Lecanoromycetes; Lecanorales; Parmeliaceae. Gene Ontology annotation, cellular component: membrane; Golgi apparatus.
AUGGCGACAAUCACGAUCCAACCUGAAGACUUGGCUGACCCCAAAGAUCUGCCCUUUUCGUCAUCAGGCUCUGAACCCCGAUCCUCGUUUGAAACAGCUGCAAAUGAGAAACCCGGCGACGAAGAAGCUUUACUCCCACCGAGCCCGCCGAGUCAACAAGAAGAUCAGCAUCCACCCAGCGCUAGCCGGGCCAAAUUGCUUUUAUGGAUGCUGGCAAACGCCCUCGCUACCAUUGGUAUUGUCUUCACCAACAAAUCCCUCUUCACGUCAACCCUCUUCAAACACGCCCAACUAACCUUCGCAUCCUACCACUUCUUCAUGACCGCCACGCUCCUCUACCUCCUCUCCCGCCCCCGCUUCGGCUUCUUCGAGCCCAAACGGGCCAAGAUCCUCGAAAUGCUUCCCCUGGCCGCCGCCAUGUGCCUGAACGUGAUACUGCAAAACUUCUCCCUCGCCUACUCCUCCAUCCCCUUCUACCAAAUCUGCCGCGUCCUCCUCACGCCCACCGUCGCCGCGCUCAACUUCUUCUUGUACCAGAAGACGCUGCCCCGGACCGCCGUCCUCGCGCUCCUGCCCAUCUGCGCCGGCGUGGGCAUGGCGACGUACUUCAACGCGAGGGCCCGCGAGGGCGACGACGGCCAAACGACGUCGUUGCCCGGGGUGGUGUUCGCCUUCGGCGGCGUCCUGAGCAGCGCCGUCUACACGGUCUGGGUGGGCGUGUACCAUGCCAAGUUCGGCAUGAACAGCAUGCAGCUGCUGUCGAACCAGGCGCCGAUCGGAUCGGCGCUGCUGCUGUACAUCAUCCCUUGGACCGACAGCUUUCCCGUCUUCCAGGAAGUGCCGCUGAAUGGGUGGAUGUUGGUGCUUCUGAGCGGACUCUGUGCGUGCGUGAUCAACAUAUCGCAGUUCUACAUCAUCAACGAGGCUGGCGCUGUGAGCAGUACAGUGGUCGGGCACGUCAAGACUGUCUCCAUUGUUACGCUUGGUUGGGUUAUUGGUGGUAAUACGGCGGCUGAUGGGAGCGUUGUUGGGUUUCUGCUUGCUAUUGUUGGAAUAAUCACAUAUACGACGAUAAUGCUGAAGCAUAAGCCAGUGUAG